UCUUCAUUCUUUGCUUGUUCUCUCGUUCGAUUCAAACUUUCUCUCUUCUUCAAAAGAAAACAACCCCCUCUCUCUCCUAUCAAGAUGCAGAUCUUCGUCAAAACCCUAACUGGAAAGACGAUCACGCUCGAGGUAGAAAGCUCUGAUACGAUCGAUAACGUGAAAGCUAAGAUCCAAGACAAGGAAGGAAUUCCUCCUGAUCAACAGCGUCUGAUUUUCGCCGGAAAACAGCUCGAGGACGGCCGGACUCUCGCCGACUACAACAUCCAGAAGGAGUCGACUCUCCAUCUGGUUCUCAGGCUUCGUGGAGGUAUGCAGAUCUUCGUCAAAACCCUAACUGGUAAGACCAUCACGCUCGAGGUCGAGAGCUCAGACACAAUCGACAACGUGAAAGCUAAGAUCCAAGACAAGGAAGGAAUUCCUCCCGAUCAGCAGAGGUUGAUCUUUGCUGGUAAGCAGCUCGAGGAUGGGCGAACUCUUGCUGAUUACAACAUACAGAAGGAGUCAACCCUUCACCUUGUCCUUCGUCUCCGUGGUGGUGAUUUCUGAAAUCCCUGCAUUUAGUUAUUGGCUUGUGCUUCUGCUUGUUAUGGUUCCAAGACAUUGAAAUAUGUGGUUUCUUCAGUAAGUAAAUAGUUUCUAUAUGUUCUAUAGUUUCUUACCGCUUUUGGGUUCUAAACAUUUCGACUCUUCUUUCAAUUCGAAGAAUUGAAUAAAAUCAUGUCGUGUUUGGUAUAUAUACAAUGUGUGGUUUGGUUUAUAUGUGUUUUGGU
Messenger RNA from Cornus florida, 773 nucleotides. Its product is annotated as polyubiquitin. The coding region runs from base 85 to 549 and encodes 154 amino acids. Gene Ontology annotation, molecular function: protein tag activity; ubiquitin protein ligase binding. Gene Ontology annotation, cellular component: nucleus; cytoplasm. The transcript is spliced from 2 exons. NCBI's taxonomy places the organism in Eukaryota, Viridiplantae, Streptophyta, Magnoliopsida, Cornales, Cornaceae. Gene Ontology annotation, biological process: modification-dependent protein catabolic process; protein ubiquitination. The record is from RefSeq and is a predicted model, not a curated record.